AAUACUGCAACCAAGUCCUGUUAGUCCCGCUCUCUCUUUGGAUUUAUAAACGGGUUGUUCGCAUUUGAGCUGGAACUAAUGGCGUCUUCUUCAUCAUCUCACCAGCAAAAUCGAGAAUCAAAAGUUUUCUCUGGAAUAGAACCUGACGGCAAAAGGAGGAAGGUAGAAGAAUCUGCAACAUUGUUUGAUGUGUUUAUCAACCACAGAGGCACCGAUGUCAAACAAACUCUUGCUACUCAGCUUUACAACUCCCUUGAUCAGUUAGGAAUAUGGGCAUUUCUUGAUAGCGAAGAGAAGGAUCUAGGAAGUUCAUUUCCCUCUAUGAUUGAGACAGCCAUCCGCUCUGCAAAGGUACACGUAGCCAUAUUUUCCCCACGAUAUGCAGAGUCAGCUUGGUGUUUGGCUGAGCUUGUUCUCAUGUUACAAAGUACGGCCAAAAUUAUUCCUGUGUUUUAUGGAGUGAAGCCUAGUGAUCUCCGACACAUAGAAAAGGGAGCAUACGCUGAUGCAUUCCUUAAAUUUAAGGAGAAGGGCAGAUAUCUGGACAAUAUUAGCGAGUGGAAGGAAGCCCUUCAGUCUCUUUCAUUUAUAGCCGGAGAAGAAAUUAAUAGCGAGUGGGAUUGCCAAAAUAUAGGAGCAGCUGUGCAAAAAGAAGUACGGAGGAAAACAUCUUUACACGUUGCUGAACAUCCAGUGGGCCUUAACAAUCUUGUGGAAGAUUUUGAAAGGCGAUGCCUUGAUGAACUUGUACAAGAUUUUCAAAAUCAGUGCGGGCUGGAAGACAGGAAGCAUAAGGGUAGGGUAGUUGGCAUAUUUGGCAUGGGAGGGUGUGGGAAAACAACUCUUGCCAAAGAAUUGUUUAACCGAAAGAAAUCAAACUACUCUGGAGCAAGCUUUUUGUUUGAUGUGCGAGAAGCGGAUUUGAGGUGCGAAAUGCCUUCUUUGCAAAGUAAGCUUCUUAAAGAUCUCUUCAACGCAGAUCACAACUUGCUGAAUACAGAGGAAGGAGCAAGUUAUCUGAAAGAUAGUCUACAAAGGAGCCCCCAUUUGAGUUUCUUAAUUGUUGUAGACGACAUCGAUAAUGUGGAGCAGUUAAAUGCUCUACAGAUCAUGGAUAUAUUGAAUAAAUCAGAUAAUAGUCUGAUUAUCGUCACAACCCGUGACGUUGGAGUACUUGUAACAGCAGGAAUUACUGUUGCUUAUAAUUUGAAAGGAAUGGGUAGAGAUGAUGGCAGAGAACUAUUCUGUUGGCAUGCCUUCGACAGACCCUAUCCGGAGAGCGAGUAUGAGGAGUUGGUUAACUCCUUCGUAGAGUUGUGUGGAGGGCUACCUCUAUCUCUUCAAGUUCUGGGCAGGCAUGUUCAUGGUCGAAAUGGUAGUUAUUGGAGGUUAGAACUGAUUAAAGUUGGUAAGCUGCUUCCUCGGGACGUGAAGAAAAGGCUGAGAAUUAGUUUUGAUGCAUUGGAGAAUGAACAAAAAGAGAUUUUCAUGGAUAUCGCUUGCUUUUUUAUAGGCAAACCGAAGAGUAUAGCAGAAAGAGUCUGGGAGGGAUCAGGAUGGAACCCUCAGCAUGCACUGGAAACACUCAAAGAUAAGUGUCUUUUAGAAAGACAAGAAAUUUUGAAGUAUGAAGGACCUGUACUGAGAAUGCAUGACCACCUGAGGGACUUGGGCAGAGAAAUGGCAAUCGAGUUCAGCCCUCCACAUCGCCUGUGGCGUCCUCAAGAUCUGAAAUCCUUGGAAUCAAAGGGUUUCGACAACAUACUCGCCAACACCAAUUUCAGGUGUUUCCAUUCCAUUUUCGACAAGUCCAUGGGCUCUCAAGUUACAUUCUUUUUAAGCCAACCGAAAAAUUGUUCUGAGAUGUCAGCUUCCUUACUAUGGCUUCAGCUUCAGCCCAAUUCCACAGAACAACCAAGCAUCCCUUCAUGGAUUCCUCUUCAGAAUUUGCAGUGUUUGAAAAUCGAGCACGGACAAUUCAAAAAGUUGUGGAACGAUAGCAUACAGGCACCGUCCGAGUUGAAAGAGCUACAACUUUCUCAGACCUCUUUGAAAGAGUUUCCAGAUUUAUUAGGAAUAUCAAAAGACAGUUUAGAAAAUUUGUUAGAAAAUGGGGAAGAGUCUAGUAUAUCUAAGGCCUCGAUGAAUAGCCUUGAAAAGCUAGAGAUAAAGAUCAGCGGUGAAAAAUGUGUAUCCAAGAUACUAAUCAGCAGUACUGAUUAUCCCAACCUUAGGUCCUUGAAACUUCAUGGCAUGGAAAAUCUUAUGGAAGUGAAUUUAAUAAGGGUAGAGAAAUUAAGUUGUCUUGAUAUUAGGAAUUGCAGAAAACUCAAAACAUUGACAGGAACAUCUGAUCUGAAAAAUCUUGAGCUGUUACACGUCAGUCAAUGUCCAGACCUCGAGUUUGAGUCCUUGUGUCUCAGGGAUAUGAAGUGUCUGAAGAGGGCAAGUUUUGGUAAGCAUGUGAAGCUGAAAACUUUUGAAUUGUAUGGUUGCCAAAAUUUAAAAACAACAGAGUUUUCUUGUGAAAAGCUUGUAGAUUUAAGCAUUCGGGACUGUCCGAAGCUUAAGAAUUUGCCAGAUUUAAUAGGUCCAAGUUGCCUGGAGAGGAUUCUAAUUGAUGGAUGUGGGAAGUUCGAAAACCUUAAAUUGGAUGGUUGUCGAAAUUUGAGAAGUGUGACAGGUAACUUUGAGCCAACAAAGUUGUACAUCUGUGGCUCUCCUCAGCUUAAGGAGUUGCCAGUUCUCGCCACGCUCACCAGUCUGUCUAUAAAAUGUUGCAAAGAUUUGCAAAGAGUAUCAGGAACUGGUGAUUUUAUGGAGCUUACUGAGCUGAUAAUUAGUGAGUGUCCUACGCUUGAGAAGUUGCCAAGUCUUGCGAGAUUGAGCUUCAUGGAGAAAUUUAUGAUCGAGUCUUGUGAGAAACUGCAGAAUAUAUCAGGUAUUGAAGAGUUGAAUGCAUCCGAAUAUAUGAGACUUUGUUAUUGCAGCAAUGCAGUAAUAUGGAAUUGCAUUCAUAAGUUAAAGAGUGUGCCAAGGAGAAUGGAUAUGAUUGCAAGAGCGGCGCAGGGAGCUGAGUCACUUUUAAACGAGUCUCUGUUUUCUGACGCUCGUAUUGACGCUCAUGCAGUCACUGACAUCGUUCAAUUUGGUGCUGAAAACAGUGAUGACGAGGACAGUGACGAUGAGAGGAGAAAUGGGAAAGUAUUGAGUGCAGUUUUUGUAUGUUUUGUGGUCGAGGUUGAUAGCUUUACUUCAGUAAAUGAUAUAAAUCAAGCACUUCCACAGAAUGCGUUCAGACUUGAGGUGCGUGAAGGAGGAUGGAUAAUUACAAUGGUAGAGUCUGAUGAUUGGGGCCACUCUUCUUAUUGUAAGAAAGUUUCAGAUGUUUUGAGGAGGUAUGGAGUGAUGAAAAAAGGGUUUCGAGUGGAGCUGAAGAAAUAUGAAGAGUCGAAAAGUUUGGAAGUUUUACAUAAAAUUGUUGAUAAGCUACAUCAUGGGUGCAGAGCGAUGGUUUUGCGGAGAAGAAGAUAAUGUCACUUAUUCAUUAUUAUCAGUUUAAAAAGAGAAUUUUAUUUCCUAAAUUUGUAAUGUGUUAGUAGAACACAGCUUCAUUUUGGUAUUAUGCAAGGGAAAUUUUGUAUUAUUA
Cryptomeria japonica (Japanese cedar) is the source of this 3649-nucleotide messenger RNA. RefSeq names its product disease resistance protein Roq1-like. Gene Ontology annotation, biological process: defense response; signal transduction. Gene Ontology annotation, molecular function: ADP binding. NCBI's taxonomy places the organism in Eukaryota, Viridiplantae, Streptophyta, Pinopsida, Cupressales, Cupressaceae. The record is from RefSeq and is a predicted model, not a curated record. The transcript has 5 exons. The coding region runs from base 79 to 3534 and encodes 1151 amino acids.